AUGUCUGACAACGAGCUUGAUGCUGAGCUUCUCGCCCUUGCUGGCGACGACAGCUCCGACGACGAGAGACCAGACAACAGACAGACACAACCCUCGUCCCCCUUCGAACAUGCCGCCUUGUCUUCAGAGCCCGAUCGCUCUCCUCCUCGUCGCUCUCUUGCCCAAAAGUCAAAAUCGCGCUCAUCUGCUGCUGCUAGAAGAAGGAGAAAGGAUGAUUCCGAGGAAGAAGGUGAAGCGUAA
Messenger RNA from Aureobasidium musti, 240 nucleotides. NCBI's taxonomy places the organism in Eukaryota, Fungi, Ascomycota, Dothideomycetes, Dothideales, Saccotheciaceae. The record is from the annotation of a GenBank genome assembly.